Messenger RNA from Sycon ciliatum, 2112 nucleotides. RefSeq lists its product as uncharacterized. Gene Ontology annotation, molecular function: transcription cis-regulatory region binding. Lineage: Eukaryota; Metazoa; Porifera; Calcarea; Leucosolenida; Sycettidae. The coding region runs from base 1 to 2112 and encodes 703 amino acids. Gene Ontology annotation, cellular component: nucleus. The transcript has 2 exons. The record is from RefSeq and is a predicted model, not a curated record.
AUGGACACGUUUCUGGAUGGUGAUAUGGCCGACAAACCAACGGGAACGGGUGUUGCAUCUUGGACUGACUCAAGUACUGCGGAAGUGAACAGCGCGACAGGGUUACCCGUGACUGAGAUAGUAGCUACAAGCACAUUACAGUUCAGUCAGCCUACAAACACUUUAAUGGCGACACAACUGGCAUCCAGUUGUCCACCGAUUUUCAACCUGGGAGGAGAGCAAACCUCUGGUCAGCCUGGCAGAGAGUCGUCUACCGUUCCGGAUGCGUGUGUGCUGCAACGUGCCAGUACUAACCUUACACAGUCGGUUAAUGCUGCUAUCAUCCCUACACUAGAACAUACAGUGAAGGAGCAAUUUCCAAACUUCCGUAAAUCCCUUAGAAGUUUGGAGGAAGGGAAAAGCAAGCUUGAUGCUCUCACUCCUAUACUGCAACAACCAGCGAAGGGCAUUCAUCCUGAAUCAUAUUCUGCUGCUGAGCCCGUGACGGGAGCGUGUUCAUCCGGCUUGUCGCGAGUGAGAGAUACUAGUUCUUCCACCAGUUGUUAUCCUACACAGCCCACCAAAUAUUCUACCACUCCUACACUGGAACCGACUUUCGAGCGAAUACCGGGAACUAUGCACAUCACAUCACGUACAGACUUUUGGUCUGAACAUGCUGUCAUCGGAAUCGCCUCCCAGUCUAAACCCAGUUCUGAGAACGUACAUUACACUUACCUGAGUAACGCUGCUUCUCCGUUAGCCGUUAGUACGUCACAACGGAAACUCCAAGAGGACGUAUACCUUGGGCAGAGAACCAGAGAUUUCCGACCAUUUCGAUAUUCCUCUCAACCCCAUAUCAGUAACGUCACUGCAAGUAGUUAUACACCAUCUAAACACAAUAAGGUCGACAAAGUGUCUUUAGACGUUAGCCGCUCCGCAGUAUCAUCGACACCUCGUUUGGACAAUACAGCAUCGUUCUCUGGUAAUGUCCAAGGUACAUCGCAUUCAAGUAUUGGCUUGUUCGCUAGCAACAAAGAUAUUGUCCCACAACAACAACGACAGCAGCAGCAACACCAACAACAUCAACAUCAACAACAACAACAACAACAACAACAACAACAACAACAACAACAACAACAACAACAACAACAACAACAACAACAACAACAACAACAACAACAACAACAACAACAACAACAACAACAACAACAACAACAACAACAACAACAACAACAACAACAACAACAACAACAACAACAACAACAACAACAACAACAACAACAACAACAACAACAACAACAACAACAACAACAACAACAACAACAACAACAACAACAACAACAACAACAACAACAACAACAACAACAACAACAACAACAACAACAACAACAACAACAACAACAACAACAACAACAACAACAACAACAACAACAACAACAACAACAACAACAACAACAACAACAACAACAACAACAACAACAACAACAACAACAACAACAACAACAACAACAACAACAACAACAACAACAACAACAACAACAACAACAACAACAACAACAACAACAACAACAACAACAACAACAACAACAACAACAACAACAACAACAACAACAACAACAACAACAACAACAACAACAACAACAACAACAACAACAACAACAACAACAACAACAACAACAACAACAACAACAACAACAACAACAACAACAACAACAACAACAACAACAACAACAACAACAACAACAACAACAACAACAACAACAACAACAACAACAACAACAACAACAACAACAACAACAACAACAACAACAACAACAACAACAACAACAACAACAACAACAACAACAACAACAACAACAACAACAACAACAACAACAACAACAACAACAACAACAACAACAACAACAACAACAACAACAACAACAACAACAACAACAACAACAACAACAACAACAACAACAACAACAACAACAACAACAACAACAACAACAACAACAACAACAACAACAACAACAACAACAACAACAACAACAACAACAACAACAACAACAACAACAACAACAACAACAACAACAACAACAACAACAACAACAACAACAACAACAACAACAACAACAACUACAACAACAAUAA